This is a messenger RNA of Symbiodinium sp. CCMP2592, 1773 nucleotides long. Lineage: Eukaryota; Dinophyceae; Suessiales; Symbiodiniaceae. The record is from the annotation of a GenBank genome assembly.
AUGGUGUACCUUGCUGCCUUUGAUGAGGAUUGGAAGCGAUGGGAGCUCCCUUUCCCCAAGAACAAGCAGGAGUUCAAGCAGUUCGUGCUUUUCGACAAAGCCCUGAGGGGUGCCCAGUCUGACGAGAAGAAUGUCCUGACGAAGAAUGUCAAUGCAGCGGCGCGCGUUGCCCUUGACAUGACGACCGACUCAGGCAUUGAUCACGUCAUUUGUCGGCUCCGCUUGGUUUCAAAGGACAACAAUGCACACCAAGAGACGGCAGUCUUCACGAUCGACUCGAUCUUGAGGCAUGCGGCACAGAACAAAGACGAGGAGAUCCGCAGUCUCUAUGAAAGCCGGUUCGAGAAGCAUCUUCGCCACGUUUUCAAGCGUGCCAUUGAAGCAGUGACUUCGCGCGCCUCCCUGGCUUCCAAAUUCUUCGAGAUAUUGGGGAAGUGGAAGGAGAGAGGAUGGUUCCAGGAAGCGCUUCCUGACGUUGUGAGCGUCGUCGAGAAGGCCGCACCCGAUGUGUCGAAGCCGGACAGGCUGAUUGCAGAGGACAUGGAUGUGGACGAGAUGAGCGAAGCAGAACUGGUAGAGGAGCCCUUUAAGGAUGCUGAGUCUGGUUUCUCUGUGAUGCAGUCCGUGCCAGUCACCCCUGGCAUGCCGGCCGCUUCGAACACGCCUACCGGACAGCCCAUGACACCUGGCUACAAUGCGCCGACACCAGGCAGCAUGAAGAUGCCGGGAACUCCUGCGCCGACAACGCCAUUCCUGAAGAACAUACCGAUGACACCGAAUACCACCCAAGUGUUGGGCUCCGUCCCGGCUACACCCAAUCUAUCAGUUCCCAUGACGCCGAAUACCACCCGAGUGUGGGGCUCCGUCCCGGCUACACCCAAUCUAUCAGUUCCCAUGACGCCGAAUACCUCCCAAGUGAUGAAUUCCGUCCCAAUGACACCAGCGAUGAAUUCCGCCCCAGGGCCAAGCCAUGCCAAUGACGCCGAGAACUGCAGCGGUGCUGGAGUCCAUUCCAUCCACUCCUAUGCAUACUAUGCAGAUACCAUCCACACCACGGACAAUGAUAGCCGGCUACAUUCCUUCCACUCCUACAGGCAUGGUGCCCCAGACUCCAUACAGCAGUGGCAGAAUGCCUCAAACACCGGCGAUUUCAACUCAGCGGAGAUGCACUCAGCAGAGAUGGUGUCCCCAGAGAUGAUCGAGGAGGAGCCCCGGGAGCCUGAAGAGGUGCCGACUGUGACGGAUGACUUCUCAGUGCCGACAUCUUGGAUGGAGGGCACCGCAGAUCCUCCUACCGAGGCAUCUUCUUUCAUAUCACGCGUUCCUGGCAUACGCUUUGCUCACAGCAUGGCUCAGUUGUACUCCCCGUGCUUUGCGUUGCUCCUGGUGACAGAGCCAGUGAAGAACCACCGUGAAAUCGGUGGGUCGGAGUCCAUUCCCCCAAGCUUGCCACGUCACCUGCCGGUCAACACAGCUGCAGGGGUUGCUUUUGCCAAUUCGGUCGCAGGCUUGCGCAGCCUCGAGGGAGAUGCCUCUGAGGACCACUGGUUUGCGCCGACAGGCAUUCUCUACUCCAAGGCAGAGAAUGGGCAGCAGAAGGGGCCGUUCAAGGUGGGUGGCCUCGAGCGUGCCCCACGAAGCGGGGAGCAUCCCUUCGAGGCGCUCCAGACCGGCGCCUUUAAGACCAAGGCCCUGAAAACGGAGGCCGCAGGGUUGAGGGGUUUAGGGUUUACGGGGUUCAGGGGCUUAGGGGUUCAGGGUUUGGGGGUUUAG